UGCAGAUGCGCAGCAGAAGCACCACCACCAGCAGCAGCAGCAGGCAUUGCAUCCCAGCAGCGCACAAACACUCUCUCCCUACACUAAAUGUUUUAUUUAACAUGCCACACCGGAAGCAGAAGCCAUAUUUAUCCAGCCCUUAGUUUCUAGCCAUCUAUUCCUGCCAGCGCUCCCAGUGCAAUAAAACACACAUCUAUGGAGGCUUCUUAUCUGUGACUGUAUGGGGACUGCAGCACUCCGACACAAAAGGCAAUGAAUGAGAGGAGGCUGCCCAUCUGGCUGCGGGAGGAGGCUGGUGAUGCGGCUCCCAGACCCGGGCUCAGUGGAUGGGGAGAGCCAGCAGGAGGCUGGGGAGGUUGCUGUUGCUGCUGCUGCUGCUGCUGCUGCUGCUGAGACAAUAGAGGAGCCCUGUGUGUUGCAUCGGAGGCAGAGAGCAGAGGUAGCGAAGGGGGAGGGAAGGCAGAAGGCUCGGAAGGCUGGAGAUAACGGUGCAUAUAUAGAUAUAUGUGCUCCCACCCCGCUGGAUUAUACACAACAUCGAUACUGGCUUGAUCGAUCCUUGGGGGCAGCUGAUUUAGCCCCCAGUCGCUGAUUGGUGUAAAUUCAUUUCUGGGCGCUGUGUAUCCUUAGAGCUGGGGCUAUUGGAGGCAGCAGCCCCAUGGAAGGAUGGCCGGGGGUAAUACAUUGUCACCCUCCCAUGCAUUCGGGGGCAGUCAGUGGGUUUAACCCCGGAUGCUCUGGCACAUUACCCGCUGCUUUCGGUUUAUUGUGCCCACUUGGCUGGUACCUUGGCAUCCGGGCUGUAAUGCCAUUGGCCGGUUCCUCCUAGUCUGACCCUUUAUGUAACAAUUGUGCAGUUGCACGGAAGGUAGGGCUGUAGCCCCAUUGCCCCUUGUGCCCUGGAUCCUUCGCACUCAGCCAGGGUGUCACCCAACUUGUAAGGGUUACUGGGGGGCACCGAGUGUUUUCCUGCCCCCACCGUCCCUGCAUUGCACUGAGCUAACCCCAUGCAGUGCGCCCCCCUCCCUGGCACCGGGAAGCGCAGCACAGGCAUCAGAGGGCCAGUCGGACCGGCUGAAUCCAUGCCUUUACUCCUGGGACCUGGCAAACUGAGCAUCGGAACCCAUAGGGCCCCGGGGCCACCUGCCGGUGAAUGAUGUUUAAGUACCGGCUCCGCAUGUUCUUCAAUGAACUGAAGGUUCUGGUUCUAACCCGAUCCGGGAGAAGCGAGCCGGAGCCGGGCCAGGCCAUGCGUGGGCUCGGGGUUGGGGGCUGCGGAUGGCCGCCCUUUGCGGACUGCUCCUCCCGGGACGACGAGGAGGAAUAUUAUGGGACCGACCCCAGAACCCGCAGCUUGGGGCUGGAGGAGAAGGACGGGCGGAUUGGGGCUGCGCUGGACGCUGUGUCCCUGGGAAGCAGCAUUGACAGUGGCAUGAGAACCCCGCAGUGCAGGAUCUGCUUCCAGGGGCCAGAGCAGGGUGAACUGUUGAGCCCAUGUCGCUGUGACGGUUCAGUACGCUGCACACAUCAGCCCUGCCUAAUACGCUGGAUAAGUGAGAGAGGAUCCUGGAGCUGUGAAUUGUGUUAUUUCAAAUACCAUGUUCUAGCCAUUAGUACUAAGAACCCCCUCCAGUGGCAAGCUAUAUCCUUGACUGUGAUCGAGAAGGUCCAGAUCGCAGCUAUAAUCCUGGGCUCCCUUUUCCUUAUAGCUAGCAUCUCCUGGUUAAUUUGGUCCUCCCUCAGUCCUUCAGCAAAAUGGCAGAGACAGGAUUUACUUUUUCAAAUCUGCUAUGGGAUGUAUGGCUUCAUGGACAUUGUCUGUAUAGGUUUAAUUAUCCACGAAGGAUCAUCAGUAUAUCGGAUCUUCAAGAGGUGGCAGGCUGUUAAUCAGCAAUGGAAAGUUCUGAACUAUGACAAAACCAAGGACCUUGGAGAACCUUUGGGUGGGACUUCAAAGCUGGGGGGAAGAAACUCACGGACGAACCAUUCCUCUCACAAUGACAGAGGACCUGGUCGGAGCCAGCGAGUUAGGACUAUUUUGAACCAUCACUGUGGUUAUACGAUUCUGCACAUCCUUAGCCACCUGAGGCCUAAUGAACAUCGAAGUAGCUCCAACUCCAACAGAGAGGUGGUGAUGAGAGUGACAACAGUAUGAGCAACUUUUUGUUGGAAUCAUUUAGAGAAUGGGCUCGCUGUUAUCCUCGACACUUUACUUCUGAUAACAGUUUGUUGUCAAAGGGGGGAAAGAGCUUUGCUUUGAUGUGGAACACAAGCGAAAUGCGUUUCUUUUACCCAGUGAGCAGGCAUUCUAAUGCAUUCUGGUCAACCUUCUUCUUAUACCAAAAGCCCUGUUAUUUUUUUUGUUUCUUUUUUUAGAAGUUGGGCCUUUUGUCAGCUAGUGCUGCCCCGUGCUAUUUUUCAAUUACAAAACCGCCCAACCUCAAGAAAAGCUGAAAAUGUACGGCUCCUUCAAGCAUUGUAAUUGUUCCCAAGAAAUCCCACUUGAACCAUUACUUUUUUGAAUAUGUUGAAAGCACAAGCCAGCGGUUUAACAGCAAAAAUCACAGGAACAAAGUCUUAACAUUUUUACCUCAGAUUUACCAAACACAGCAGCACCACAAAAACACAAGUGAUAGCAAAUCAAACUUGAAAACGGUAAAUAAAAUGAUUUUCCAACAAGUCCAUCCUGCCAGAAUUGCAGAACCUGAAUGGUAAUCAUAUGUGUGGGGAAAAAAAAGACAAUGCUAUGGUUAAGAAAUUUCUAAGCGAUGAAUAGGUGCAAUAAAACAUAUUUUUACGGCAAAAUGGGAUCUUUGCAAUAAGACGCUUGUACUUUUCCCCUGAUUUUACAUUUUUCGCAUGAGUAAAUGUAAUUUUUUCCCCCCUCUUUUCUCCCUGCGGGAGGAUAAAGAAAAAUAUUUAUAUGCAAAUAGUCUCCAACUACAUUUCUUUCUUUUCUUUCUAUUUACAUACUGGGAUGUGAAAUUAAAGCAUCAGGAUUUCCCUAUAA
This is a messenger RNA of Xenopus tropicalis (tropical clawed frog), 3010 nucleotides long. It is a transcript of the gene marchf9, whose product is annotated as membrane associated ring-CH-type finger 9. Lineage: Eukaryota; Metazoa; Chordata; Amphibia; Anura; Pipidae. Bases 1154 to 2155 code for a protein of 333 amino acids. Gene Ontology annotation, biological process: protein ubiquitination. The record is from RefSeq and is a predicted model, not a curated record. The transcript has 5 exons. Gene Ontology annotation, cellular component: Golgi stack; Golgi membrane; trans-Golgi network. Gene Ontology annotation, molecular function: zinc ion binding; ubiquitin-protein transferase activity; ubiquitin protein ligase activity.